Exophiala bonariae is the source of this 3270-nucleotide messenger RNA. RefSeq lists its product as uncharacterized. The record is from RefSeq and is a predicted model, not a curated record. Gene Ontology annotation, cellular component: cell surface. The transcript has 5 exons. Gene Ontology annotation, molecular function: glucan endo-1,3-beta-D-glucosidase activity; endo-1,3(4)-beta-glucanase activity. Lineage: Eukaryota; Fungi; Ascomycota; Eurotiomycetes; Chaetothyriales; Herpotrichiellaceae. The coding region runs from base 1 to 3270 and encodes 1089 amino acids.
AUGUUUGUCACCGGGUCCAAAGGCUUUGUUCUGGCUUACUUUGCCGGAGCAUUUCCUGCCCCUCAAUUUUUCGGUCAGUCAGGGAAUCCUCCAGAUCCUGGUUGUGACACUCCUCACAACGUUGAUCCAAAUCAUUCACUGACAUCUAUCAUCCAAUCUUCAGGCGCAAACGGUGCUGCUGCUUUCACUCACGGCCCUCCACAAGAGAACUCAUAUCCUCAAGGCAACCCUUUCCAAGGCCCUGGGUCAGAUCCUGCUAAUCAACCGAAUCAACCUGAUAUCGCCUCUUCUUGGCCGGCGCAGGCCCCCUCACAAUGGGGCGAUUCUUCGUCUCCUCAAGGAUCUAGCACUGGGCAAGCAUUUGGGCCACCACUUCCCACUGAGUGGCCUUCCACACCCCCUGCUGCCCCGAAUGGUGACCAUGGGACCAGUCCUGGUGGCGGCCCUGGGGGUGCUCCUGGUUGGAAUAAUAACAUGGGAGAUAAUAACCACGAGACGUCGGCAUUCCAAUGGAGCUCUGAAACUACCUUCGUCGACCCGAACCUUAGCCUUCAAACAGUGACGAUGACCAAUGUGCCAACGUCACAGUCCCCAACUAUAACAUCCGCAUCUCAAAACUUUCCUGACACCACCGGAUCCCUAAAUCCCACCCUUGAGACAGAAGGAAAUCCUGCCUCUCUGCCAUUCCCUACUGGUCAACCAACAGUCUCAUCUGCAACCCUGUCGCCGCUGGAUAGCUCAGUUCCAUUUGGCACUGCAACCGGGACUGGACCGCAAAGUACAGUAACCGAGACUAUUACUUUGCCAUUGACGACCUUUGAAACUGUGGUAUUCACCCAGACUGUGACAAGCAUACCAGUUGAGACUACUGCUGUGAUUACCGCCGUCACCGUUUUCAACACGACGAUAACAUCUGACGGAAGUGUUAUUUCCACUUCAACAGUUGGACCAGUUGUGAUAACCACAACAGGGACUGCCCUAAUCGAAACCACUUUGACCGCUUCCUCAACGAUAACUGGAACGGUAGCCACCACAUUGACAACCGAUAAUCUGCCAACAAACUUGCCAAGUGCUACAGCAAGCUGCGUCCUGAGUUUGGGUUGUUAUGGGCAAGACAUCUUUCAGCCUGUUGCGGUUGGAUCACCGCCAAACAAUAUUGGACAACGUGGUGGUCACCCAGUCCCGCGCCUAGGGAUAAAUCUGGACGGAGGACCUAUCGAGACAAAUAAAUUCUACCAAAACUUUGUUCUAGGUAGUCAAGGUUCUCCUGGUUUCGUCUUACCAUACACUUUAAGAUGGAGUCAGGGUAGCGGAAAUGCACAAAGCUGGGGUAUGGCGAUCUCGCAUAUUGACGACAAUCAGAAGUCUUUCGGUGCCCCAAAUCCCAGCAUUGCCGGUUCACCAAAUGCUUUUUACAUCAAUCCACUAGGAAUCGAGUCAAUCAUACUCUCCGCCGCAGAAUUCGGUACAUCUACAGUGUUGACAGCGGAUUCUUUGGAGGUCUUUUCUGCCAAUAUCCACCUUCAACCAUCUGCAGGCUCAACAUCUGUCCUGACUUUACCCCUGGUUCAAGGGAUGGGGUUCAUCACAGGUCAAUACGUUAAUCUCCAACCAGCCAUUCAAAGCAGUGUUUUCUUCAGAAGUAUUGCUUCUGCAGCUUCACCCAAGCCGGGUGUUUUCAAGUGGAAAGUCACGCUUGAAGAUGGUAAAAUUUGGUUGCUAUAUGCGGUUGCUACCAAUGGUAUUUCCCCAAACCUUCAACUCAUUACGAGUACCUUGCUUCAAGGAAUCCCGAACUGGUAUGGUGAUAUUCAGGUUGCCAAACUACCCGAUGCAAGUUUCGAAUCCAUUUACGAUAAUGCCGUCGGGGCCUAUCCAACAUCUGGAACCAUUGGUGGUUACGCUCAUAACUCUACAGCUCAGUACAGUUUCACUUGGAACAAGGGAGGAGCCUACGCCUCGAUCACAAGCCUUCUCAUGUUCGCUCUACCUCAUCAUGUUGAAUCAUUCGAGUCUGACACAUUGGGUAACGUCACAAACCUGGUACUUGAUACACUUACGAAAGGGGUGGCUACUGCGGUGGUUGCAGAUUAUUGGGUACUUGAGGAGAAGAAUCUUCCUACGUCCCUUUCUUUUGCACCUUGGAGACCAGAUGGUGAUACACAAAUCACGACGACUCUUUCUCCUUCAACUAUCUCUGCCAUUCAGAGUGUUGCAGCCAUCGAAGCUUCGCAAAACAUGUCCGCACAAUCAAACCUGAACAGCAUGUACUAUAGCGGAAAGGCACUCAGCAAAUUUGCAACAUUAUGCUUUACAAUGCACGAUUUGACUGAGCAACAGGAUCUUGCUAAAGCUGCCCUGUUGGAACUUGAGAGCGCCUUUGAAGUCUUUUCCAACAAUCAGCAGGAAUUCCCUCUGUUAUAUGACACUGACUGGAAGGGAAUAGUAUCAUCCGCCAGCUAUGUCACUGGGGAUGCUGGUGUCGAUUUCGGCAACUCGUAUUAUAAUGACCACCAUUUUCACUGGGGUUAUUUCAUUCACGCUGCUGCUGUCAUUGGAUACCUGGAUCCGACAUGGCUCACAGCGAACAAAGAUUGGGUCAAUGCCCUGGUUCGUGACGUGGCCAAUCCCAGCUCUCUCGAUCAAUACUUUCCGGUCUUCAGAUCUUUCGAUUUUUUCCAAGGACAUUCUUGGGCAAAAGGAUUGUUCGAAAGUGGAGAUGGAAAAGACGAAGAAUCCUCGUCUGAAGAUGCCAUGUUUGCGUACGCAUUGAAAAUGUGGGGAAAGACAAUUGGUGAUGCUUCGAUGGAAGCCCGUGGCAAUUUGAUGCUUUCCUUACUGGCUCGAAGCUUGCACAACUACUUCUUGAUGGAUAGCGAUAAUGCCAAUCAACCAUCGUCAUUCAUCAACAACAAGGUCACUGGUAUUCUUUUCGAAAACAAGGCAGAUCAUGCUACGUACUUUGGCGCUGAUUUGUCAUAUAUCCAAGGUAUUCACAUGAUCCCGAUGAUGCCCUUUUCAACCAUGACCAGAAGCCGGAAAUUUGUACUAGAGGAGUGGAACCUCUUCUUCGCCGAUGGUGCAGCUAGACCGGUCAACGAUGUCGAAGGUGGAUGGAGAGGUCUAAUAAUGGCUAAUCUAGCCAUCAUUAACCCUCAAGCAGCGUUCAACUUUUUCUCACAGCCAAACUUCAACAUGGGACUGAUAGAUGGUGGAGCGACUCUGACAUGGUAUAUGGCAAUGAGUGCCAUGCUUGGAGGGUCGACAUGA